Molecule: messenger RNA, 1643 nt
Organism: Daldinia decipiens
Lineage: Eukaryota; Fungi; Ascomycota; Sordariomycetes; Xylariales; Hypoxylaceae
Product: Dynamitin-domain-containing protein
Exons: 3
Coding region: 194-1477 (427 amino acids)
Biological process (GO): mitotic spindle organization
Cellular component (GO): dynactin complex; cytoplasm
Source: RefSeq, a predicted model, not a curated record
UCUAAGAGCCCUGAGUUCAUGUAUUUAUGGGUACCUAAGGUACCCUCAUCCUAAUACAUGUACCUAGGUACCUGUAACCUUCGUUCACAUUGGCUUUCAUUGUUCGUGUUUGAACUUCUACGAAGUAUAGCUCUCCUUAACAACCAGCUAGGAAACGGCCGCUUGGGAUCCGCGAAAAAUCCCAACCUUCAAUAUGGCAUUAAAUCGAAAAUAUGCCGCAUUGCCAGAUCUAGACUCUGCGCCUGACAUUUAUGAGACUCCCGAGUUGACGGACGACAAUUCUACUGUUCCUACUACUGCAGGUCGGUCGCAGUCGGACAACGAAUUCGACGAAGAUGAUGACGACGAUAUCCACGAAAUCUCGCAUUCGCGACUCCGAAUAGACCAAGCUCGGUCUCGAUUCUUACCUGCACAGGUUGACGCUCGAGACGUGGAUUUCUCUGAUCGGCUGAACGGAAAGCGAAAAUCAUAUAAGACCUCUAGCCGAAGACAACGAACUCUCGAAGACGGUACUGAACAGAUCGGCGAUUUGAGUGACGAAGAGGGAGGUGAGGAUCUACAGAGAAAGAUCGCACGGCUAAAGCGCGAGAUUGAGGAAGCUAAGGAAGAAUAUGGUAAACGGAAGUCUGAGUCGGCGGAGGCUAUACCAGACCAAGAUAUAGACCUUGUCUCGCUAAGCCAGGCAUUGGAGGAGAUUUCGACUGUUCCAGAAAGAGCAAUAGCGACUAGAGAUCACCCAACAACGGUCACCAGCAAGCAAUCGAAGGGCGAGAAUCAAAUAUCAGCCCAGUCGCCAUUAGACGAGGCAACAUACACCGUCACCUACGCACCGAGUUAUGAACAGAGCCACGCCCUCGCCAAAGCUGCCGACUUCGAUCGGCGACUGGUAUUACUCGAGAAAGCUAUUGGUAUUACUUCGUCGACUAUGCCCGAACUGGAAGGCAAAGGCCUACACCGAGCUAUCAUGCCUACCCUGGAAACGCUCCAGAACCAGAUUUUGACGUUAUCGGAAGCGUCUACUUCAUCCCUCGACAGCAUUAGUCGCCGAGUACGGACGUUAACUCAAGAAGCUGAGCAAUUAGAGAAGUCGAGGAAGGCAGCUAAGGCAGCCCAGGAUUCCCUUGCCUCUUCGGGUAGUUCUCCAAUUGAAGCAGAUGAUUCAGAACAAACAGCCAAGAUAAACGCUCUCUAUGGGACACUACCAACCAUCGAAAGCUUAGCGCCUCUUCUACCUCCACUACUAGACAGGCUCCGCUCACUAAGAGCUAUCCAUGCCGAUGCAGCGACAGCUAAUGAGACGCUCGAGCGUAUCGAAAGAUCGCAGAGCGAAAUGGCUGCCGACAUCAAGCAGUGGAGGGAAGGUCUAGAGAAGAUAGAAACAGUUAUGGGUGAAGGAGGUGCGACUAUGACGGCCAAUAUGAAGGUGGUAGAAGGGUGGGUAAAAGAUCUAGAAGCCAAAGUGGCUGGGUUGUCGUGAUAGUGGUGAUACUAUCGUAUCUACUUGUGAUUUACAUCGGCCCUGAUACCCUAUUACGAAGCAUCAAACCCUUAACCUUCUGGGAGAAGGGCAAUUAAAGAAGGAUACAAUAAUAUACUUAUGAAUAUCAUGCUACGAUCUCAUGUCAAAAAGGGCAAAAAGUCCC